Messenger RNA from Cyprinus carpio (common carp), 2210 nucleotides. RefSeq names its product arrestin domain-containing protein 1-like. The record is from RefSeq and is a predicted model, not a curated record. Lineage: Eukaryota; Metazoa; Chordata; Actinopteri; Cypriniformes; Cyprinidae.
UUGAGUGGUGCUUCUGAACGACAUGGGGAAGCUUCAGGAAUUCGAGAUUACUUUCACUAAUAACAAAGUGGUCUACACCGGGGAGUCCAUAUCAGGAACUGUGAGAAUUAAAACAGGCCACUCCUUACAGUUUAAAGCUAUUAAAGUCAACUGUGUGGGGUCGUGUGGCAUUUCGUCCAAGCUGAAUGAUGCGUCGUGGAUGCUUGAGGAGAAGUACUUGAGCAGCAUGCUGUCUGUGGCCGAUAAAGGUACUCUGUCAGCUGGUGAGCACAGCUUUCCUUUCCAGUUUCUCAUUCCAGCAUCCGUUCCAACCUCGUUCGAAGGCCCAUUUGGGAAGAUUUUGUACCAAAUUAGAGCAUUUAUUGACACGCCACGUUUCUCAAAGGACUACAAGACCCAGCGACCCUUCUACCUUCUCAAUGUGCUCAACCUCAAUGAGUUGCCAGAUGUAGAGCAACCCAGCUGUGCUGUGACAACAAAAAAGUUUAACUACCUCCUGGUAAGAACAGGCACGCUCAUGCUAAAGGCCAGCAGUGAUCUAAGAGGAUACACUCCCGGACAGGUUAUCAAACUAUCCACUGAGAUCCAUAACAAGUCUGGGAAAGACACUGGCUAUGUGAUGGCCAGCCUAAUUCAGAGAGUGUCGUAUAAAACAAAGCGGGCAGUGUUUGAUCUGCGGCCCAUAGCACAGGUCGAGGGUGCCGGGGUGAAGGCUGGUAAACAUGCAGAGUGGAAAGAAAAGAUCAUUGUCCCUCCUCUUCCUCAAUCAGGCCUCACUGGCUGCAGCCUCAUAGAUAUUGAGUAUUUUAUCCAGGUUUCACUAAAAUCUCCAGAGGCUGUGGUCACGUUACCCAUCUACAUUGGGAACAUUGCUGUAAACUUGACUCCCUCCAUUCCUCACCCCAUCGCCCAAGGUGCACCAGUCCCUGCCAUGCCAAGCCUCAGCCCUGUGCCCGUAGUCCCCAGUGCACCGCCUGCAGAGGACGAUCUGGAGGGUGAGCUGGGUGCAGGAGGAGUAGACAGCGAGGAGAUCCCCACCAAGAGUCAUUCUCAGCAGGAUUCGUCCGGCGUUCCUCUCUCCAUGUCUCCCAGUGUGUUCGGUCAAGCGUCCGGUCCGCUCCCGAUGCAGAGCCAGCAGCCCACCCAAUACUCUGACAGCUCUGCUCCUCUGUUCUGUCUGUCCACAGGGGCCACCAUACCUUUCUUCACAGAUGGUAAUACAACACCAGUGCCCACUUCCUGUCCCCUCAUCCUGCCCCCUGAAUACAGCACCUGGGAAUACCCACAUGAGCCACCUCCCACUUAUGAGGAAAGCUGCAGUAGCAACAACUCCAGCUUCAACAGUAGCAUGAGGUAGACCCAUUGGGGUCUCGCUUCUUCAUCAUGCCAUUCAUCUGCUGCCCCCUGCUGGACGGUACAGGCAUUGCUGCCAGCCCAUAAACCUGGCCCUUCUUCUUCAUGAACCAAAUAUGUUUAAAACAUAUAAAGGAUUGUUUCCUUUAUUUUUUGUUAAUCCCCUCAGAUUACCAUUUCAACAUUAAAGAAAACAACCUUGAAACUGUACAGGGAGAAUGUUUCAGUUCCUAAGAAGAUGUAGCACUCUUGAGCAUCCCCAAGAUGAGACACACUCAAGAGUUCUAGAGAGAAAAAAACCAGCACCUGUAACAUUAUGAAGUGAAAGUUACACUGAAAAUACUUUUUCAUUCAACCAAGCCUGGCCUUAUGUAAAUCUCAUCACAACACAUGCUCUGUAAAAUCUGACUUAACGCAGAAAUAUAUUGCUGCCUGACUGAAAGUCUUGUUGAGGAAAAAAUAUUUCUUUCCAUUAUGAAUUAUUCCUGCUUAUGCCAGCAGCAAUGGCUCUUGACGGAGACACCGGGCCAAAGAGAAAGUGACUCUGGAAAGAACAAGUUUAUUUAUUGAUCAUGAUUGAUGUUGUAAGUUUUCAUUUGACUUUUAAAAUCCAUCUCAUCACCCAAUGGACACUGUCUGGAUACAGCUUUGGAAUACCAGUAUAGUCAGUAUGUCAUUAUCACUUGGCCAAAUGGUAGCCAGUGUCCCUUGAAUGGUUAAGGGAACAACAUAUUACAUAUCAUUUUUAAAUGAAAACUAGUUAUACGUUCAUUUUGUUUCACAGGCUGUCAAGAUUUUAGGAUGACACUUAUGACUUCUGACACUGUAUUUUUGUUACCUUGUUUUACAUUAACAAA